ACCAUCAACAACGAUCUUCAGUAACACCAGAUUACGUUUUCGUGUUGUUUGAACGAAUUUGAUGAUGAAUUCGACAAUGGCGGCUAGGCAAGGAGGAGUCAAAUCGAGGAAAUCGAGCUUAAAUUAUGCGAAUUCGCCUUCUGCGACAACUUUGUCUUCUAAACAUAAUCCAGAAGCUUCAGUUGAUAGUCCGAGCUCUCCGGAUUCUUCAGCUAGAAAUAAGCAACAGCAGUUUUUAUACAAGAGUUUGGCGUUGGAUUCUGAGAUGUUGAAAGAGAAUGUUACAGUUACCGUCCGGUUUCGGCCUCUCAGUCCGAGGGAAAUACGACAAGGGGAAGAGAUUGCAUGGUAUCCCGAUGGAGAAACUGUCGUGCGGAAUGAGCAUACUCCCUCAAUAGCUUAUGCGUAUGAUCAAGUGUUUGGGCCUACAACCACUACACGCCAUGUAUAUGAUAUUGCAGCUCAACAUGUCGUUAGUGGUGCCAUGGAAGGCAUUAACGGCACUAUUUUUGCAUAUGGCGUGACAAGUAGCGGGAAGACACACACUAUGCAUGGAGAUCAGAGGUCCCCUGGAAUUAUUCCUUUGGCAGUAAAGGAUGCUUUUGGCAUCAUUCAAGAGACUCCAAGCCGUGAAUUUCUCCUCCGUCUCUCAUAUUUGGAAAUAUACAAUGAGGUUGUUAAUGACUUGUUGAAUCCAGCAGGACAGCAUCUAAGAAUAAGAGAGGACAGUCAGGGAACCUUUGUUGAAGGUAUAAAGGAGGAAGUAGUACUAUCUCCUGGCCAUGCCCUUUCCAUUAUUGCCGCAGGAGAAGAGCAAAGACACGUUGGUUCCACAAACUUUAAUUUGCACAGCAGCAGAAGUCACACAAUAUUCACACUGACGAUUGAGAGUAGCCCCUGUGGUGAAAAUAAUGAAGGCGAGGCUGUUAACUUGUCGCAGCUGAACCUCAUCGACCUGGCUGGUUCCGAGAGCUCUAAAGCUGAAACUACUGGUCUUCGUAGAAAAGAAGGGUCCUAUAUAAAUAAAAGCCUGCUAACUCUUGGAACUGUUAUAUCAAAAUUAACGGAUGGGAAAGCAGCUCAUAUACCUUACAGGGACUCAAAACUGACCAGACUUCUUCAGUCUUCUUUAAGUGGUUAUGGAAGGGUAUCUCUCAUUUGCGCUGUAACUCCCUCUUCAAGCAAUUCAGAGGAGACACAUAACACAUUAAAAUUUGCCCACCGUGCAAAACACAUUGAAAUUCAGGCAGCACAAAACAAGAUUGUUGAUGAAAAAUCCCUUAUCAAGACAUAUCAAAAUGAAAUUCGAUCUUUAAAGGAGGAGCUAGAACAGUUUACGACAGACAUUGCAACAGUUCCUGAAACGAAGCAUACAGGAGGAAAUGAUGUUUUUCUUAAACAAAAGCUAGAAGAUGGUCAAGUUAAGCUGCAAUCAAGAUUGGAGCAAGAAGAAGCAGCCAAAGCUGCUUUGUUAAGCCAAAUACAAAAUCUGACAAAAUUGAUCCUAGUCUCCACCAAAUCUUCACACUCAUCUAGACCUCCUCAUCAACCUGCUCCAAGAAGAUAUUCCUUUGGGGAAGAAGAGCUUGCAUGUCUCCCACAUAGAAGGCGUGACUUAAUUUUGGAUGACGAAAACAUUCAGUCGUGUGUUACUCUUGAUGAAGGCACGGAUACAAAGAAUGAGACACUUAAGGAAGAUAAAAAGAUCAAGAAGCCUGGAUUGCUUAACUGGUUAAAACCACGGAAACGAGAUAGUAUCUCUAGGACUUUGACCAGUGCUAGUGAUAAAUCAAGUGGAGCAAAGUCUACAAGUACACCUUCAACACCUGGAGAUAAUCGUAUUCUUCCCACUGAAUCCAGACACUCAUACUCUUCGCCAUCCGAAUGUACAUCCUUUGGGUUCUUCUCAGAGGCCAGACAAGAUCGAGAAAUCAACAAGGAUGUUUUCUUACAACAAGAAGCUAGUCCGACCAGCAUAAAGACAAUUGACCAAAUAGAUCUUUUAAAGGAGCAGCAAAGGAUUUUGUCUGGAGAGGUGGCAAAACAUUUCACUGCUUUGAAGCGGUUAUCAGAGGAGGCUACAAGAGAUACCAAUAAGGAAUCUAUAAAGGUGGAGAUGACCAAAUUGAAUGAUGAAAUCAAGCGGACGAAUAUACAAAUUUCUCUCCUGGAAAACCAAACUACCAAUUCUGUCAUAUCAUCUCAUCACAAAAUGGAUGAUGUUGAACACUCACGAUCUGUUCCCAAUUUGGAAGCACAAUUAAAUGGCAAGUCCUUUGAGCUUGAGAUUCAAGCCGCAGAUAAUCAAGAAAUUCAAGAGCAGCUAAACGAAAAGAACGAUGAAUAUAAAGAACUACAAGAAACAAUCACAGCCUUGAAACAACAACUUUCCGAUGCUUAUGAUUUAAGAAAUGGUGCAACAAAGAUCCGUGCUCAGCAUUACUCCGAAACAACAAACUUGCAGGGUGAACUUUACACAGAGACAGAAAAUACAACAAUGAAUGAUAGGACUGACUUGCUGCUUCAGCAAGCUCAGGCACUGGAGAUUGAACAACUCAAACAGCAAGUAGCCAAGCUUAGCGAGUCAAAAGAUCAGUUAGAAGCUCAGAACAAAAGCCUGGCCGAAGAGUGUUCAUAUGCCAAAGAAUUGGCGGCUGAUGCUGCAACUGAGCUUAAGGCAUUGUCUGAAGAAGUGGUGAAGCUAAUGAACCACAACGAGAGACUAGGAGCACAGAUGAACUCCCCAGCGGGACGUAGAACAACCGGUCCCACCAAGAAUGCACAAAGAAACAGCAUGAUCCACACGAGGCAGAAAGAAGGAAUUAGUCCAAAUCAGUUGGAGUUACAGAGACAACUUGCGGUAAGCAAGGAGAGAGAGAGGGCUUACGAAACCAUGCUCUCUGAGAAAGAUCAAAGAGAAUCUGAGCUACAGCAAACAGUAAUGGAAUCAAAACAGCGUGAGGCUUAUCUUGAAAACGAAGUCGCAAACAUGUGGAUGCUUGUGGCAAGGCUAAAAAGAUCACAAACCAAUGUCCCGGAGUCAACUAGAGAGAUCCCCGAGGUGAAUGGUUUGGGGAUUUGGGAUGGCAUUUGAAAGGACAUUUUAUAACCAAAAGAUUGUAAAGUUUUAAGAUUUGGAUUUGGAUUUGUACAUGAGAGUAGAUGGCUUUUUUUAGUAGGAAACUUAUGGCAAUUUGUAUAUAAACAACCGAGAGAGAUAGAGAGGUAGCUGUUUGGGGUUUGGGCCUUGAGUUCAUUGAUUGAGUGGAGUGGAGUGGAGUGGAGUGUGAUUCAGAGUUCCAGCAAGUAUUUUGUUGUGGUGUAAUUAUCGAUGGUGUGGCCAACAUGAUAUAUGUUAAUAGCAAACCUGUUGUGAA
This is a messenger RNA of Cynara cardunculus var. scolymus (artichoke), 3377 nucleotides long. Its product is annotated as kinesin-like protein KIN-7K, chloroplastic. NCBI's taxonomy places the organism in Eukaryota, Viridiplantae, Streptophyta, Magnoliopsida, Asterales, Asteraceae. Bases 62 to 3094 code for a protein of 1010 amino acids. The transcript has 23 exons. Gene Ontology annotation, molecular function: ATP binding; microtubule motor activity; microtubule binding. Gene Ontology annotation, biological process: microtubule-based movement. The record is from RefSeq and is a predicted model, not a curated record.